CCUCACAGGAGCAGAACUUGGACAAUGGGCUUGGAAGCCACGGGACAGAGAACAGUCAAAUAAAACAGGAGAACCAGAUGGAAAUGUCUCUGUUGGAAAACUCCUCUCCCCUUGGAGCCUCCUCAUCCAUUAUGAUGUCACAUUGUAUUUUCUCCUUCUGGAUCCCAUUGACUUAGCAACUUCUCCUCGUAGGCUUCUGAAGGUCAGGGACAGGUCUUGGGUAGCCAGCAGGGGGCCCUGGUGCCUGAUCAUGUGCCCCAGGAAGGUGACAGUGCCCCACAGCAAUGUUCCUCCCCCCUGGGCUCUGUCUAGCAUUUUUGCUGCCUUCAACGUUGUGCUGUUGAUCACCAUCAGUGGACUGUUCUUCUCCUUUCCUUGCAGGUGGCUUGCUCAGCAUGGUGACUGGGUGUCUCCCACCAUCACGGGGUUCCUUUUUGUUCCCACUCUGGUCAGUCUCAUUUUUCUCAAUUUCUCUGACCCUGGCAUUCUCCACCGAGGCUCAGAGUGGCAGUGUCCACUGGCCAUCAAGGUAGUGUGGGUGAACAGGAGAGCUUUCCACCUUCAAUGGUGCCAGAGGUGCUGCUACCAUCGUCCUCCCCGAACCUACCACUGUCCCUGGUGCAACAUCUGUGUGGAGGAUUUUGAUCACCAUUGCAAGUGGGUCAAUAACUGCAUUGGCCAACGCAACUUCCGAUGCUUCAUGCUGCUGGUGGUCUCGCUCUGCCUCUACACGGGAGCCCUGCUUUCUGCCUGCUUGGCCUUCCUGAUCCGAACAUCCCAACAGCCAUUCUCCGUGGAUAAGGCCGUUGCCAUUGUGGUUGCCGUCCCAGCUGCUGCCUUCAUGCUGCCGCUGCUACUACUACUGUGUACACAAGCUCUGUCCGUGAGCUCGGCUGAGCGCUCUUACGAGGUCAAGUGCCGUUACCUGCAGGGUUAUAAUCCCUUUGACCAGGGCUGUGCCAGCAACUGGUACUUAACGUUUUGUGCACCACUGGGACCUAAGUAUAUGGCAGAAGCUAUCCGGCUGCAGAGGGUGGUAGGGCCAGACAGGGCCCGAAAACCCAGAUUAUGUUCCCUUCAGUGGCAUGCUGCUCCUUGCCCCAACUCUGUGCCUUACUCUCAGUCGACCAGUGUAUCCUGUCCCUACGCUGUCGCUACGCCCAACCUUCAUUCUGUUGGUGACGUGCCAGGCCUUCACCCUACCAACAUGCCAAGACCUCACCCCACCAAUGUGCCAGGUUCCCAUUCUGUUCCCGUGCUUGCCCCCCAACUCAUCCAUAUGAAAUCGUGCGCAGGGAGAGGUCCGUUGGGGACUGGGAAAGCAGCUCCUCAGCCAAAGCUUCCAGGCAUGGGUGUUCUUCCUCAACUAAAAGAGGCCCAGAGACAAGCUUUGGGGAGCUGCCUACCUGGAGCUGGCCCUUGCCAAGGAGCUCUGCUAUGCCAAGACCGCCCUUCCCUGGGCUCUUUCCUUUGAGCCGCAACAUGUCGGACUCCUCCUUCCCAGAUCCCAUCCUGUCCUUUUCCCAUUCUGGCUCUCACUGGUGUGAGCAUUUGAUUCCUCCAGAGUCUUCAUUAAAUAUCUAUCCUUUUACUGA
This is a messenger RNA of Phascolarctos cinereus (koala), 1595 nucleotides long. Lineage: Eukaryota; Metazoa; Chordata; Mammalia; Diprotodontia; Phascolarctidae. The record is from RefSeq and is a predicted model, not a curated record.